Molecule: messenger RNA, 7780 nt
Organism: Hemicordylus capensis (graceful crag lizard)
Lineage: Eukaryota; Metazoa; Chordata; Lepidosauria; Squamata; Cordylidae
Gene: CDH4
Product: cadherin 4
Exons: 15
Coding region: 121-2697 (858 amino acids)
Biological process (GO): multicellular organism development; cell morphogenesis; homophilic cell-cell adhesion
Cellular component (GO): plasma membrane; catenin complex; adherens junction
Molecular function (GO): calcium ion binding; cadherin binding
Source: RefSeq, a predicted model, not a curated record
UCUAAUUUAUAUGGAAGCUUCCAGAUUCUGCUGUAUUUACAUCAAAAAAAGCAUAAGAAAAAGUCUCUGCAUGGCUGUUCUGUUUCUCUGAGUAGCAAAAGGCUGGAAACUUUGCAGAAAAUGAAAUUUAGCGGCUGCUCAGAGACCAAGGGAAUUCGAUAUGAAACUGACAACUUGGACUUCAAGGUGAGACCCGAUGGAACUAUCUACGCCACCCAACAAGUUCAAAUCCCCUCGGAGCAGACAAUAUUUAUGGUGACGGCAAGGGACCACCAGGCCCUAGAAAGAUGGGAAACAAUGGUCAGGUUACUGGUGGGAGAGAAAACACAACACAAGGGACACAAGCAGAAAGGAAAGAAGAACACGUCGGCAGACCUUCUGCAGCAGCCUAGUGACACACUGCUGCCCUGGCGCCAUCAUCCGAAUUCUCAUGGGUUGAGGCGGCAGAAGCGAGACUGGGUCAUCCCACCAAUCAAUGUGCCAGAAAAUUCGAGAGGACCCUUCCCACAGCAGCUGGUUAGGAUUCGUUCAGAUAAGGACAGUGAGAUCCAUAUAAGAUAUAGCAUCACAGGCGUGGGCGCUGACCAGCCUCCAAUGGAAGUCUUCAACAUUGACCCCGUUUCAGGGAGAAUGUACGUGACCCGUCCAAUGGAUCGAGAAGAAAGAGCAUCCUACCACCUUCGAGCACAUGCAGUAGAUAUGAAUGGAAACAAGGUGGAGAAUCCAAUUGACCUCUACAUCUAUGUAAUUGAUAUGAACGACAACAGGCCUGAGUUCAUAAACCAAGUAUAUAAUGGAUCUGUUGAUGAAGGCUCUAAACCAGGGACCUACGUGAUGACUGUGACUGCAAAUGACGCUGAUGAUGUUACUACAGCUAAUGGGAUGGUGAGGUACCGGAUUGUGACUCAAACCCCACAGAGCCCAUCGCAGAACAUGUUUACUAUCAACAGUGAGACGGGAGACAUUGUCACGGUGGCUGCUGGACUUGACCGAGAGAAAGUUCAGCAGUACACAGUCAUCGUUCAGGCCACAGAUAUGGAAGGAAAUCUUAACUACGGUCUCUCAAAUACAGCAACGGCAAUCAUUAUGGUGACAGAUGUGAAUGACAACCCACCCGAAUUCACUGCCAGCACCUAUUCCGGUGAAGUUCCAGAAAACCGAGUGGAAGUAGUAGUUGCCAAUUUGACAGUGAUGGACAGAGAUCAGCCUCACUCACCCAACUGGAAUGCCGUUUACCGGAUUAUCAGUGGAGACCCGUCCGGUCAUUUCACUAUCAGGACUGAUCCCAUUACCAAUGAAGGCCUGGUAACCGUUGUGAGGGAGGUUGAUUAUGAGAUGAACAGAGCCUUUAUGCUGACAGUGAUGGUUUCCAACCAAGCUCCACUCGCCAGCGGCAUCCAGAUGUCCUUCCAGUCUACAGCUGGGGUCACCAUUUCUGUCACUGAUGUCAACGAGCCACCAUACUUCCCAACAAACCACAAGGUCGUCAGGCUGGAGGAAGGAGUACCCACAGGGACAGCACUACUGACCUUUUCCGCUGUGGAUCCUGACCGUUUCAUGCAGCAGGCUGUGAGAUACUCCAAGCUGUCAGAUCCUGCAAACUGGCUGAACAUUAAUGCCACAAACGGUCAGAUCACCACCACCGCCGUCCUUGAUCGUGAGUCAGCCUACAUUAAGAACAACGUCUACGAAGUCACGUUCCUGGCAGCUGACAAUGGUAUCCCUCCAGCCAGUGGCACCGGAACACUGCAGAUCUAUCUAAUUGACAUCAACGAUAAUGCUCCUGAGCUUCUGCCAAAGGAGGCACAGAUCUGUGAAAAGCCAAACCUGAAUGUCAUCAACAUAACAGCCGCCGAUGCUGACAUUGAUCCAAACGUCGGGCCCUUUGUCUUUGAGCUGCCAAGUGUGCCAUCUGCCAUCAGGAAGAACUGGACCAUUACACGGCUAAAUGGUGAUUAUGCCCAACUCAGUUUGCGAAUAAUGUACUUGGAAGCUGGCAUGUACGACGUUCCAAUCAUUGUGACGGAUUCUGGAAACCCUCCUCUGUUUAACAUGUCUGUCAUCAAGGUCAAGGUGUGUCCAUGUGAUGAGAAUGGAGACUGUACUACCAUAGGGGCGGUCGCUGCAGCCGGGCUGGGGACCGGAGCCAUCAUUGCCAUCCUGAUAUGUAUCAUCAUCUUGCUAACCAUGGUAUUGCUCUUUGUGGUAUGGAUGAAGCGCAGGGAAAAAGAGCGGCACACAAAACAACUUCUUAUUGAUCCUGAGGAUGAUGUCCGGGAUAACAUUCUGAAAUAUGAUGAGGAAGGAGGUGGAGAAGAAGACCAGGAUUAUGAUUUAAGCCAACUUCAGCAACCAGAGAGUAUGGAUCAUGUUCUGAACAAGGCAAAUGGAGUCAGACGAGUAGACGAGAGGCCUGUUGGUGCUGAGCCCCAGUAUCCUAUAAGACCAGUAAUCCCCCAUCCUGGGGACAUUGGGGACUUUAUUAAUGAGGGCUUGAGAGCAGCGGACAAUGACCCGACAGCCCCACCUUACGACUCCCUGCUCGUCUUUGACUACGAGGGCAGCGGCUCAACUGCGGGCUCCGUCAGCUCACUUAACUCCUCAAGCUCUGGAGACCAAGAUUACGACUACCUUAACGACUGGGGGCCAAGGUUCAAGAAACUGGCAGACAUGUAUGGGGGAGGCGAGGACGACUAAACUGACCUCACUUUAUUGUUUUACAAAAAAAAAAAAAAAAGAGGAAAGCUAUGGCAUUAGAAGGAGGAGGGGAAAAAGAAACCCAACAAUGUAGAAGGAAGAUGAAAGGAGUGAAAAAAAGAUGAAGAUGAAGAAGCAAGAACUGUACAGAAGUGGCAGCUUUUUUAAUUAAUAUCCCCUGCUGAUGACUGUAUUCCUUUUAGUGGUGAUUUAGAAAGUUUCUUUUCCUAUUUUUUUCAUUAUUUCUUCUUUUUAAAAAAAGAACAUCGAGCUGUCUAGCAUGAACACUCGUCUCUGCUGCGGUUGUGUUUUUUUGGGUUUUGUUUUUUUUUACUAUUAUUUUUUUCCAAUGUGUCAGCAGGGAUAUCGCUUGUUCUAUCCACUUUAUGACUAAAGGGAGUGAAAGGCACUUUGUCUUAACUUGAAUUUCUUAGAACAGAAGCACUGUUUUUAAAAUAUAUAUAUAGAUAUAUAUAUUUGAAAGUGCCUUUUGGUACAUGUAUCAGAUUCCCUCAAUCUCAGGAGUGUUCAAAAGAAACAAACAAAAAUUUAUGUUUCAACCAUCUUGGGCACCACACUCUAUGACCCUACGCCAAUUCUAACCGGGAAGGAAUUGACACAAAUAGGAACUGUUGAAUGGUUUCUUUUUGGGGCCUUUAAAAAAAAAGUGGGAGACCUGUUUGCAGGGAGGAGGGAGGGGGGAAACUAGAGAAAUGAGUUUUUAAAAAAUAAUCUCUCGGCCUAAGCAGAUGGUGAAAUGAGUAAACCUGUUGUAUAUAUAAUUCAUUGUUUAUCCGAUGCAAAAUAUCGACCUGGGUUUUAUCUCGUGACCUGGUCACAUGUGAUGUAGCUGCAUAGAACUAUAGCAUUGGUAAGCCUUUGGUGGGGACAACACAAAAGACCUUGCAUAAGCCCUAUCAGUAAAUGAUGACAAGACCAAAGGCCGCUUGUGUGUGAGAGUUGUUUUUCUUUCCGUUGUUCAAGCUCCCUCCACCCACUGAGUCCCAUCAACUGUGGUGAGGUUAUGUGUUUCUAUCAGAUAUUCAUCGUGAUCAACUGAAUGUGGCAUUCUCAUUGAAUAGUAGAGAUGCCAAGCUGGGGGCAAGUGACCAAAUGGCUUCAGGAAUACUAUGCAGGCUCCAUCACGGGAGCUUUUAAAGCAGCGGCAGGCAGUGGAAGUCCUGCAGGCAGGGGCGGCCAUUUCAUGAGGCAAAGUGAGGCCAUUGCCUCAGGUGGCAAAUUAUUAGGGUGGCAGCAGGGCAGCAAGAUGAUCCUUGCCAUUGUCUCUGAAGCAACUCAUUGAGACCGAUCUGAUCCUUGCAAACUUUGUAAGAAGCACAAGGAGAGAAGUGGAUACUGCUGGCAAAAUUCCCUCCUCCCUACCACCCAUGCACUUCCAAAGCUUGCAAGGGUUGGUUUUGAAAGGGGGCUGGCCCCCACCACAGCAUGGGGCAAGGCAGCAUUUUGCACCUUGCCUUAGGCACUGCAGUAUCUUGGGCUGAUGCUGCCUGCAAGGCAUGGGUGCUCACCGGACCCUAUUUUGUAUGGGUCCUGAUCUCUGUUUCAAGGUCCUGAAGUGCUUUGUGUACACUCCAAAAUACCUGGUUUGUUGCCUGUGUUAUGUUAGUCAGAAGCUCCACCCCUUCUCACAUCAUAGAAUAGAAAAAAUGGUGGGGCUAAUCAUCACAAGGAAAAGGUUGAUAUACUCAGAAGUUUGAGGAAUUCAAUAAAUGACCCAAUCAGCAAGUUGUCUUUCUUUCAAAAGUUAUAACAUUGGUGAAGGGUACUGUUAUGAGCCACCUUCUAGUCCAUAGGAAUAGGUGCUCUUUAAGCCUUGAAAGGAGCUCUCAAGUUUGCAUGCUCUUUCACUGGCAGAUCCAGUCAAAGAGACCAUCUUAUCAGGACUCCAUCAUUUAUUCUCUGGAGGUUUUUAAAAUGGGAUUAGUUAGGCUAGCCCAGCAUGAUUUUAGUUUACAAUUUCCUGCUUCAGGGCAGCUGAUACACUUGUCCCAGGAGUCUUUUCUAUGGUUUUGUGGUAUUAGUAAGGAACUUCAAAGCACAUGCCAACUGAUAGAGAAUAAUGAGUAAGCUAGUGUCUAGAAAAGAGCUGGUAGCUAAUCAUGUUACUUAGUUAUCAAAAGAAAGAUAUCACAAAGGAUCCUUGAAGUUUGUGCACCCUCAAAGUUACGUACAAGUCAAAAGCCACAUUUGCAUGUAACACAGAACUGUGGUUCCAAUGGACCCGCGGUUCAUCACCUCUCCCCCGGCUCUCCUGUCCAAAUUCGGAUAUAACGGAGAGCAAUCUCUCUGCAGUCAGUGAGACUGCAGAGAGGAGGGGGAACUGGCUGUGCAAGCUUCCUGCUUGACUAAAAGACAGCCUGCACAGCCAAUCAUGGCCAGAGUUGAGGGAGGAGCUUCCUCCUUCAACUCCGGUUGAAGGAGAUACAGCCUGAAGUUACACAUUCGGAAACAAUGCAGGCUGUGUCCAACCUCGGGUUGCAGCAAGUAAACUCACUACAACCUGAGUGUUCAGACUGGAAUUAGAAAUCUGAAACCUGGGGUUCAUCACUGCGCAAAACCACAUUUCCAUGUAUUCAGACGUAACGCUCGUGGAACCUCUGGCCCUUUCAACUGCGGUUUACCAUGAAGUGCAAAUGUGGGCAUUGUUUCCUCGAGACAUUUUGCUGCUCCCAUUAGCUGCAUCACACGACCCAAGUAGUGCACUCUAGGAACUGAUGCAAGGAGCACUUUGCAUUGCACACUCUUUCCUUGACACUCGCCAAAACAUUUCCAUCCUGCACAACCUCAGUCAGCCAAAUGCCAGUUCAGUUUUUUCAUAAUGAAUGUGGCAAAACCACAUUCCAGACUUUUUGUACAUUAUGAGCUUGACUUUUGAAUGCACCUCAGAUGUUAUAAGCCUCAUUCAGGCAUUAUAAAAUUGCCCAGCUUUAGCUGUGUACACUGAGCCAAAGGUGGAGGAAGUCCCGCCUCCACCAAGUCAAUCAGCAGCACACCCUGCCACUCACACUUACAGCCGGGCUUGUCUAAAGAGGGAAGAGCCAAAAGUGUGAUGUUGGGUGCUUCCAUGAUUGCAGGACUGGACUCACACUCACAGAAGCACCCGCCUUCACAUUUUGGGCUUUCCCCUCUUCAGACAAGCCCCGCUGUAAGCGUGAGUAGAAAGGCAUGCUGCUGAUUGAUAUAGUGGGGGGCGGGACAAAUCCCUGGCUGUAUAAAUUAAAUGAGUCUCAAAACAGCAAAGCUAACAUCCAUGUGAGGACUCAAAGAACCACGGCCAGUCAGUCACCAUACCUUUGUGCCUGACUAAAUAAGAAAGCUUCACAAUUCAUAUGACACCCACUGGGUGGAGUCAGAGAAGCAACCAUUUUCCCCGCUGCCAACACACACACCUCCUUCAAAAAGACCCACCUCAAAUUUUGAAAUCCAGUGGUCUUAGUGCUGGAUGGAGCACCAAGGGCACCCCUUAAGAAGAGUAAAAAAGAAGUCUGCAUCCCCCCUUGGUAACUGACUGUGCCCUUGAAGAAAAGAACCAGUACACACUUCUUGGUUCUGCUACAAGAAUGCAUACCUACUGUAUUCUUGGGGAGCGGGGUUCUAUGAUUCAGAUAAUGAUCUGGGAGCCAGAAGUGCAUUUUGCUACAAAACUAUGGUUCCCUCUUGUAUGGUCGUGCUUUAUAUUAAAUUUGGUACCACGUAAGGGCUUCACAGAUAUGGUGCCCUGGCACUUGGGCAGGGUUGGGAGAUUCCUCAAGACAAGUUUUCUUUUCCUUCUGAGUGGGCAUCUUAUUUACCACAUCUUCAUUAAAAUUUGGUAGAGCCAUGAAAAGCCCGAAACAUUUGCUCUGGGGGCCAAAUCCAGCCCAUGGACCACUAGUUGGCCAUUCUGGACCUACAGUAUUAGUAUCUCUUGAACAAACUGAAGCAACUACACAAACUGAAGAAACUACAUGUAAGCCAACCCCGGGCAUUGUGAUGGUUAGGCACCUGUUUCUGUGUUCGAUAUCAGUUGGAUAAGCAAAGACAGCCAUCGGUAUAAAAUCGGCACCUUGUGUUUACUGGCUGGUAUACUGUAUAAUGUUCUGCCUGCCUUUUAAUGGAAUGUGUGUGCAGUGGUACAAGAGUGCUCUUGUGCAAGAUGCAAGGUUUGCACAAAUGCAGCUGCACCACAGAUAGCCAUUAUUUCCAGUGGCUGUCCAUCACGCAACAGUCUUUGUACAAUUAUUUUCAUUUUGCACAGGAGCGCUCUUGCAGAACUGUGCACACAUUCCAUUAAGAGGCAGGCAGAACAUUGCACAGGAUGUCAUCCGUUGUGUUUAAAUAUUGACAAUUAAGCCAGAGUUAUUUGCUGCAUUCUGCUGGAACCUCACUAUUAUUCAAGGGUAGCAAACUACCUAGUUUGUAUGUAGGGUCAGUAUAAAACAAAACAAAUCAAGACACCUGGAGUCUGUAAUUGUUUUUCUCAAGCAAAAGUUUUUUUUUCCCCUUUAAUGAUUUGGACUAGUGAGGUUUAUGUCUAAUGUUUGUACAAUUAUUUAGAUUGCAUGGAUGUGUAAUGUAAAAACCACAUUUAAUGGAUUAUGAGCCACUUAAUUGUGCUAUGAAAUCUUGGAUUACCUAUGUUUUUUAAAAAAGAAGAAAUUCUGCCGCAGGUUUAAGAGGAACAAUGUAGGAGUGCUUAUAGAUAUUAUUUCAUUUAAAUCCAAGAAUGUGCACAGUUUUAGGAAAGUGAUUUUUUAUUAUCCACAGGGUGCGGGGGUGGGGGUAGGGAUCAUGCUUUCUCUCUUCUUUUUUUUCCAAUAUACAAAUUGAUUCACAUUUGGAAGUUGAGAGAGAGGGUAAGGGGAAUGAGCGCGAGAAAUGUAUUUCAAAUGGAUGUUGUUAAAAGACCAUAUUAGAAUGCAAGCUCCUUUGUCUAUAGACUUUGAAAACGCUCCUCGCACAUUUUAUAUUUCAUUGUAUCAUAUUUUCUAUAAAAUGCAAUUUCUGUAAAUUAACGAGCAUUUGAAAUGUGUCGUGUCUGAUAAUGGAAUGUGGUUAAAAAAAAAAAGUAUUCUGGAGGGAA